Molecule: messenger RNA, 1264 nt
Organism: Sclerotinia trifoliorum
Lineage: Eukaryota; Fungi; Ascomycota; Leotiomycetes; Helotiales; Sclerotiniaceae
Source: the annotation of a GenBank genome assembly
AUGCAUUUUCAACGCGCCUCUCGCCAACCUGCGACCGCUGACGCGGCGUCAAAAUCCACUCCCGCACGACGUCGUUCCCGUUUUGCUAGCAUAAAACAUUCAGAGGUGGAUAGUGCUCCUGCGAAAGAGCUUUACCCGGGAUAUAGCGAGAAGGAGAGAAGUUUAUUAGGGAAACGAUAUACUGCGGAGCAAAUUGCGGCUAUUGAGGCAGCGGAGGAAGCGGUCGAUGUGGAAGAUUUGAAGAGUCAUGGUGUGAUACGGACGGAUUUGGGAGGGUUGAGGUACAUGGAUGAUUUAAGUAUGACGCAGCCGGUGAUCGAUAAGAAGAUUAUGGAUUAUCGGAUUGAUCCGAAUUGGACGCUGGAUCAGGAUAAAAUCGGAGACGAAUUCGUGGCAUAUAUGGAUAAAGUGAUGGAAGAAAAUCCCGAGGAUGUCGAUCCUGAGGAUCCCGACUGGGAAAAUAAACAUAGGCCGAACAGGUUGGAUUCGCUGAAGGCGCUGCAGAAGGAAAUGGGAGAUCCAAGUACUUUUGCUUUUGCACCGCAGGUACCUGGGGAUUUUACAAAGGAACCUGGUAAGGUUGCGGAGAUAGCGAGGGAGGUGGACGAAGAUGAUGAGGAGAAUCUUGAUCCUAGGGAUCCAGAUGGGGUUUAUACGAAAUUGCGCCAUCAAACAGGACUUACCAUGGACGAAAUCUUGAGCCUCGAUACUAAAAUCCUCGUCAGCCAUCGAGUUGUCAACCAAACGCGUUUGGGUAAAAUUGAAAGUAUGUACGUAUUGGCAAUUGCGGGAAAUGGAAGGGCAGAUUAGGAAUAGGAGAAGCCAAAGGACAGGAACCGGAAGACACGAAUAAUAAUGCGAAGAUUGCGGCGAUUAAGAAUAUGCAGCCGGUUCCGAGAUAUGAGGAACGAACAAUUUAUGGAGAUGUAGGAGGAAGGUUAGUGCAGUUGAAGUUGAGCUUAUGGCAAGACCUCCAGGUAUGUUUUCAUUUUCAUUUCCAUGUCAUUUUCCUGCCUGUAGAGGAAUUUAUGAUGUGCGGGGUAAGAAGAGGGACUAAUUCGAUUCUCUCAAUGUAGGAUUUGGCCUGCGAUGCCAAAAACUUAUCUUUGAUAUGGCAAAGGCAGUAGGCAUUCACGAUCUCGCCGCCAAAGUACCACGUUCGAGAAACAAGAUGAACACUGUUAAAGCCACCUACCAAGCAUUAAUGAAGCAACGAAUACCAGAUGAGAUUGCUAGGGUAGAGGAAAGAAACUCGUGGAUGUGA